UUAUGAUUUGUCUGAUUCUUGCAUUAUUACCUAGAAUACACAUACAUCCUACAGGUGAAGAAGCCUGGUGUGGAGGUCCUGGGCUGGUGGGGUUACAAGUAGACCGGUUGGGAGGCCGGUUGGAUGUACUGCCAAAUUCUCUAAAAUGACAUUGGAGGUGGCUUAUGGUAGAGAAACCAAAGCGACUAAUACGCCUUGCUCACAAUGAUUAGUGUCAUAUCACAAAACAGUAUGCAGCAUCAUCUGGAUGUGUGCAAGAAAUGUUCAACAUUCACCUUAUGCUACCAUUUCUGUCAAGCUGUCUACCUGUACAGUUUGACACAAAUGUUUGAUAAAUCCAAUGUACUGUACUCACUGCAACUGCCUCUGUACUGCAAAUGCAGCGUUCCAUUGGAAAUUAAUGUACUUCUAGUGUACCAAAAUGCAAAGGACCUGUCGGUGUGAUCGUAAACCACAAGGGAUUAAAAAAAAAAAAGUAUUUAACCUUUAACAAGGCAAGUCAGUUAAGAACAAAUUCUUAUUUACAAUAUCGGCCUACCAAAAGGUAAAAAGCCUGCGGGUGCUGGGAUUAAAAAUAAAUUACAUUUAAAUAUUGGACAAAACACGCAUCACGACGGAGACAACACUACAUAAAGAGAGACCUAAGACAACAUAGCAACACGGUAGCAGCACAAAACGGUAUAAACAUUGGGCACUGACAUCACAAAGGGCAAGAAGGUAGAAACAAUACAUCACGUAAAGCAGCCACAACUGUCAGAAAGAGUCCAUGAUUGAGUCUUUGAAUGAAGAGAUAAAACUGUCCAGUUUGAGUGUUUGUUGCAGCUCGUUACAGUCGCUAGUUGCAGCGAACCGUAAAGACGAGCGACACAGGGAUGUUGCUAUUCAAAAUUGCUAUUUGUCAUUUUAUUUAGAAGUGGCCAUCCUAAAAGGACAUAUCACUCUUGAAAUGUUUAUGGACACAGUAAUGCCUUGUUAGGAUGAAUAAAUUUCACUACCCAUUUAUGCUUAUGUGCAGAUUUUAAUAUGAAGUCCGUUUAAAAAAAACAGAUUGUCUUAAUCUGUAUCGGAUGAAUUGAGAGAUGUGUCACCACUCAAUGUCUUUUGUUUUACUCUUCCUGUUAAAUUGAUAUCCCAAGUAUACACAAAGGGUGAAAAAGUUUUUUUGCUUUGGGGGCUUUUAACAGAAUGUGACUGCCAGAACGGGUGUUGUAUGUGGAGGAUACACAGUGUAGAUCGCCAUCUGAGGUGCACCAGAUGGAGCCUGUGUCAUUACAGACAUUUGGCAUCCGAUUAGUAAACCUAGAGCGUUGUCCGGUCGGAGUAAAGCAGGAGGAGGAGCCGAUUCUAGAGCUUUGUGCUGCUGUCACUGUCACAUUCUGUGGUACACACUCGUUUUGGGCCUGCGUCACAUGCUCCGACUCUAGCGCUGCAGCUCAUCUACAGUAUUCCUCCUGACCUGACUGGAUAGAGGAUACGGUCGUUGUGUGAGGUCCUGUGGUUGCAGGGAGAACGCACCUUAGCUCUCUUCUGGUCUAGUCAGACAUGUUGAUUACAUGGUGGUAUUUAUAUCUUACAGCUCGGGGCAUCCUCCAACAAAGCAAGUAUUUGUUUGUUAUUGUUUGUGCCUAAAGUAGUUAAGGGUUUCCUGCUAGGAUCGACAAGCUCUGCACGGUGAUAUGGUGUUUCUGUUGAUUGAAUGGUUGGUUGUGUGUGUGUGUUUAAGAAUCGGGUGUAGGUGGUAGUAGGCGAAAGUCAUGCAGGACUAAAGACUAGAAUCAAAUGUCUAAAACCUUAAUCUCUAAUCUCUGGGCAGUGCUGUCAGCCUGCCAUUUUAAAGCGACGCAGGUUAUUUUUUGAGUGCAUCAAUUAUUUAAUGAAACCCAAAUGAAUCCUAGCUGGGUCAGGAAAAGUGUUUGUCCUGCUUGUGUCUGAUGGUUCACUAUUGUGUCUCUUUGGACAUGUAAAAGACUUACAUUUUAUGUGUCUGACCAGGUACAUUCUCUCUCCCCCCUUUCUCUCCCUCUACCCUUCCCUCCUCUCACUCCCCUCUUUUCCUUUCCUAUGUCUGCCCUCCCCUUGCAUCUCUCUCUUCCUCUCUCUCCCCUCUUUUCCCAUCUCCUUCCCCCCAGCUUUGAACAUGGCCUCUAUCCUUCAGAAGCUCAUGACCCCCCUGGUCAGUGGGAACCCGGAGCCACCCAGGAACAAGGUGACGGUGGUGGGGGUCGGCCAGGUGGGGAUGGCCUGUGCUGUCAGCAUCCUGCUGAGGGAGCUAGCUGAUGAGCUGGCCUUGGUGGACGUGAUGGAAGACAAGCUGAAGGGAGAGAUUAUGGAUCUGCAGCACGGCAGCCUCUUCCUUAAAACAUCCAAGAUAGUCGCAGGCAAAGACUACUCUGUGACGGCUAACUCUCGCAUCGUCGUGGUAACGGCGGGCGUACGUCAACAGGAAGGAGAGAGCAGGUUGAAUCUGGUUCAGAGGAAUGUCAACAUCUUUAAACACAUCGUCCCUCAGAUCAUCAAACACUCCCCCAACUGCAUCAUCAUUGUGGUUUCCAACCCAGUUGAUGUGCUGACCUAUGUGACCUGGAAGUUAAGUGGCCUGCCCAAGCACCGCGUCAUCGGCAGUGGCACCAACCUGGACUCCGCCCGAUUCCGUUACCUGAUGGCAGACAAACUGGGCAUCCACACUACCAGCUUCAACGGAUGGAUCCUGGGAGAACACGGAGACACCAGCGUGCCUGUGUGGAGCGGUGCUAACGUAGCAGGCAUUAACCUGCAGACGCUGAACCCUGACAUCGGUACUGAUGCUGACCAGGAGAACUGGAAGGAGACGCACAAGCAGGUGGUCGACAGUGCCUAUGAAGUGAUCACGCUGAAGGGCUAUACUAACUGGGCCAUUGGCCUGAGUGUGGCUGACCUGACAGAGAGUCUGAUCAGGAACAUGAACAGAAUCCACCCUGUCUCCACCAUGGUCAAGGGCAUGUACGGUGUCAAGGACGAGGUGUACCUGAGUCUGCCGUGCGUCCUGAACGCUGGGGGCGUGGCCAGCGUGAUCAACAUGACCCUGACGGAUAAUGAGAUCGGCCAAUUAAAACAGAGUGCUGACACACUGUGGGGCAUACAGAAGGACCUGACGGAUGUGUAACAGAACAACAGGGGGCGCCACACUCCACUCACCACCAGGUUGCGUCCCAAUAAUAUCUCCUUUGUCCUGAAGUGUGGACUCCUUCACAAUUUUCGAAUCUACAAAAUGUAUCUAAUCUUAUAAUCUAGAUUCACACAAUCCAAAAGCAUUGGAUCGCUGGAGGCAUGGGCCAGUGCGAGUUUACAUCAGUAAUUUCCUUUCAAAUCAAUGAAGGGAAGGGAACUAGUGCACACCUUUGGAGGAAGGAUCGAUAAUUGGGACAGAGCCCCACUCUCUUGAUCACCUAUAACUCAACGUUUGCUACUUAGCAGACAGUCGCUUUUAUCCAAAACGACUUUCAGUACAGGGAAUGCAUAUAUUUUCAAUGUGUAUUUGUUCCCUGCGGUAAUUCCCUUCAUUCAUUUUAAAUGUUUGAAUUCACUACUGUAAGUCGUUCUGGAUAAGAGUGUCUGCUAAAUGACGUAAAUGUAAAAUGUAAUUGAACCUGAAACUUUCCCAUUGCUAGCACUGCACUACGCUCUUAACUGGGCUACACAGUAAAGAAAUUACUCAACUUCCAAAAAUACACUGUCGGUGUCACUGCUCCCAUUUUACACUCUAGUACUGUUCUUAGCUUCCCUGUCAUCUGGGGGGGGG
Messenger RNA from Salvelinus namaycush (lake trout), 3778 nucleotides. RefSeq names its product L-lactate dehydrogenase B-A chain-like. Gene Ontology annotation, biological process: carboxylic acid metabolic process. Gene Ontology annotation, cellular component: cytoplasm. NCBI's taxonomy places the organism in Eukaryota, Metazoa, Chordata, Actinopteri, Salmoniformes, Salmonidae. The coding region runs from base 1979 to 3142 and encodes 387 amino acids. Gene Ontology annotation, molecular function: L-lactate dehydrogenase (NAD+) activity. The record is from RefSeq and is a predicted model, not a curated record. The transcript has 7 exons.